This is a messenger RNA of Lecanosticta acicola, 321 nucleotides long. NCBI's taxonomy places the organism in Eukaryota, Fungi, Ascomycota, Dothideomycetes, Mycosphaerellales, Mycosphaerellaceae. The record is from the annotation of a GenBank genome assembly.
AUGUCAAAGCUCCAUCAAGAGGAAAACGCUCUGCACGAGCUAGAGAUACCACAAACCAAAGGCAUGAUCGUCGUGCUACACCAAGUCGCCCAAGACUUCAUGCCAGGCCGUCCACAGUUGGUGAGCAAGACAGUCGCCAAGAAGUGGACCACCGAACACACACCCGCUGCCGACGAACUGCUUUCCAUUCUCGCAGCUGUCCUGAAACACGAGCAGUCACACGUCAACUUCGACCUCUUUCGCUCCCAUGACGUCUGUCGAAAGAUCGCGGCCAAACCUGGGAAGCUGCAUUUUGCGCAGGAAACAGACUAUACUGAAUAG